CUGCUCCUGUGUUUGCUCCGCACAUCAGCAGCCCUGCUCCUCUCUCUCUCUCUCUCUCUCUCUCUCUCUCAGAUCCAGGCAGAGGUUGUACGUCCGCUCCGGGAGAGAGAGCUCACACCGCAUAGCGCUACAGCCGCCUGACACCGACAGUCCUACCGCACGCUCUUUUCAAAUGGAUGUCUCCCCCGUUCACGCCUUUUGACACCGGAAGGUGCUCCUGUAGCUGCGUGAGAAACACCUCAUCCCCGGCUUGUUUUCUUAGGUAACUGCCUUCUCUCGACGACACAGAGAGAGCCACACUCACCCCCCUUUUCCUUCCAUCGUUAGCCCGCUAAGCUAGCUAGCCCGCUAACUUAGCGGUGAUACUUUGUACCGAGUCGGUGUCAGUUUUCUGCCUGCGGAUUCUUUGCGCCACGGCUGAGGAUAGAGGUGACCGGUCACUAUAGGAGCAUGCAUGAGUGACGAGCAAAAGAGGAAGUGGGAUCUCUGAAGCUCCGCCCCCUCUACUGGUGGAGCACCCUGCACAUCUGACCAGAGACCCCUUAACUCAUUUUGAAAGGAUGCGGAGGUUCGCCUACUGUAAGGUGGUUUUGGCCACCUCUCUGGUCUGGGUGAUGCUGGACAUGUUCAUUCUGCUCUACUUCAGCGAGUGCAACAAGUGUGAUGACAAGAAGGAGAGAGGACUGCCCGGGAGAGACGACACCAUGUCCCGACCGCGAGAUGGGCCUGGUGAAGGAGGGAAACCUGUGGUGAUCCCUAAAGAGCAACAGGAGAAAAUGAAAGAAAUGUUUAAGAUCAACCAGUUCAACCUCAUGGCCUCGGAGAUGAUUGCUCUCAAUCGUUCGCUGCCUGACGUCCGCCUAGAAGGGUGCAAGAACAAGUUAUACCCCGAUAAUCUUCCUCGCACCAGCGUUGUGAUUGUAUUUCACAACGAGGCUUGGACCACGCUGCUGCGAACCGUCCACUCCGUGAUUGACCGCUCUCCACACACACUGCUGGAGGAGAUUGUUCUGGUGGAUGAUGCCAGUGAGAGAGAUUUCCUCAAACAGCAGUUGGAGAGGUAUGUGAGAAAAUUGGAAGUCCCCGUCAGAGUCGUGAGGAUGGAGCAGCGGUCCGGGCUCAUCCGCGCACGCCUCAAGGGAGCGUCCAUCUCCACUGGCCAGGUCAUAACCUUUCUGGAUGCUCACUGUGAAUGCACAACAGGAUGGCUGGAGCCUCUGCUUGCCCGCAUCAAACAAGACAGGAAAACAGUGGUGUGCCCCAUUAUCGAUGUUAUCAGCGAUGAUACCUUUGAGUACAUGGCAGGCUCUGACAUGACAUACGGAGGAUUCAACUGGAAGCUCAACUUCCGCUGGUACCCUGUACCUCAAAGGGAGAUGGACCGCCGCAAAGGAGACCGCACGCUGCCUGUCAGGACUCCCACCAUGGCAGGCGGCUUGUUCUCCAUAGACAGAGAUUAUUUCCAGGAGAUUGGCACAUAUGACGCAGGCAUGGACAUCUGGGGAGGAGAGAACCUGGAAAUCUCUUUCAGAAUUUGGCAGUGUGGCGGGACUCUAGAGAUUGUCACGUGCUCUCACGUGGGUCACGUGUUCAGAAAGGCGACGCCCUAUACGUUUCCCGGAGGAACAGGACAGAUCAUCAACAAAAACAACCGGCGUCUGGCCGAAGUUUGGAUGGACGAAUUUAAAAACUUCUUCUACAUCAUCUCUCCUGGUGUGACCAAAGUAGACUAUGGUGACAUCACGUCUCGCACUGCUCUGAGGCAAAAGCUUCAGUGUAAACCCUUCAGUUGGUACCUGGAGAACAUCUACCCUGACUCCCAGAUCCCUCGGCACUAUUACUCCCUGGGAGAGAUCCGUAAUGUGGAGACUAACCAGUGUCUGGACAACAUGGCCCGCAAGGAGAACGAGAAGGUCGGCAUUUUCAACUGUCACGGGAUGGGAGGCAACCAGGUUUUCUCCUAUACGGCCAACAAGGAGAUCAGGACAGAUGAUUUGUGUCUAGACGUGUCCAAGCUAAACGGACCCGUCAUGAUGCUCAAGUGCCAUCACCUCAAAGGCAACCAGCUCUGGGAGUAUGACCCUCUGAAGCUGACCCUGAUCCACGUCAACAGCAACCAAUGUCUGGACAAGGCCAGCGAGGAGGACAGCCAGGUGCCCAGCGUCAGAGACUGCACGCACACACGCUCCCAACAGUGGCUGCUCCGCAAUGUCACACUACCAGAGGUCUUCUGACCACACCCCUCACACUCCCAAACGCACACAUUCACACACACAGCAGCCCAGAAUAAGAAAUAAAUGGGAACGGACGUGAUUUUUUUUUUUCCCGGCACCAGGAAUGAAAAAGACUUCCCUACACUGGGAUUUGGGAAGGAAGGAGGACAGAUCGGACGGUACUACCUCUGCCGGACGUCAGAGGGAGGAGUGCGUACAAGCCUCCUUAAAGCGAGAAGAGAGAAAAGCCUCCCUCUGAGAGACGAUGGCUGUUGUUUUACAUUCAUUUUGUUUUGUUUUUUUAAAAGAAAAAAGAGAUUUUAACCGCAGAGAGUUGACUCGCUCACAUGCGCGAAUACGAGAACUAACUGGUGGAGUCGAUCACAGCUUCCCCCGGACAAAGCAGUCCACCGCUCAACUCAUCACUUAACGUUUACUGACUGCCUCUUACGAGAGUGUGUGCACUUAUUUGUGUGUGCGUGCGUGUACUGAGAUGAAUGUAUGCUUUGAGAAGGGGACUGAAUUCCUUGUUGAUUUUCUUUCUUUUUUUCAUGUUUGUUUUAUUUAAUUUUUUAUGGAUUUUGAAAAUGUACUCCUAUGAAGAAGGAUGUGCACGUGUGCAUGUGUGAGAAGCUGCGAUGUGUGUGUGUGUGCGUCAGAGCCAGUCCUAUGGUCUUGCAGCAGUGUGUGUCUCCCUCUGGUGUUACAGUUUAGCAUUUCAUCUUACAGGCUGAAGCCUCCGUGCAGAGGGACAACGCAUACACACGAAAAAAACAAACAAAACAAGAAAGCGAUCACGAGGACCCGACGUCUGCCGUCAGCAGAAAUCUAGAGAUAGAGAAUUAUGAUGUUUGUGAUAUCUUAAGAUUUCUAUGUCCAGUUUUUACAUGGCUUGUCUGUUUCUACUGUUUCAGUAACCCUAGUUUGUCUGUACGUCUCUGUUGUCUUUAAAGAUAUUUAACAUAGAGCUAACAUACACACACACACACACACACACUCUCAGAGGAUACAUGAGUCUGUUACUGAUGUUCACUGCCUAUUGUAGUGUUCAACCACGUGGAUCUCCCCAGUAAGGCACUACAUUGCCACACAUAAACACACGGACAGACACACAUGCUGUAUACAUAUAGGAAAAAGGCUGCCUAAGUCUGAUACUUCAGUCCAUUUUUGUCAUAUCGUCUUCUCGAUGACCUCUUAAAGAAAAACAAAAACACUCCAAGGGCUUCUUUCCUCCAGCGGAGUGUGUGGAUGUUUGCAUUUGUGUGGGUGUGAGUGUGUGUUUCUUCAGUACUAAUCCCAGCCCAUUAGCUCCCUGUUUACUAGAACAAACGGCGCUCCGAUUCCUCGCUAUUGGACGAGCAAGCACCCGUAGCGUAGACUGGCAGCAGAUUAGCAUAUCCCUGCUUCCUCCGUCGUACUAAAAGAGCAAAACGCUGUUAUUUUUUACACAGAGCCGGGUUCCCUGCACUCCCCCUGCGGACAUAUCUACAGCAGGAGCGUGGCACCGCUAUGAGAAUUAAUCAGGGACAGAAUAAAAGCUGUAGAGAGCCAAAAGGAGUGAAAGGGUUGAACUGUGUGAUUACAGAGAGCACAGCAGAUGACAUAUCUUAAUCCAUUACUACAUUUCUCUCACUUGGCAAGCGCACCUGCAGCAUUUCACUAUUCAUAUCUCAGUCAGAGGUAGACAGCGUGUCUUUUUCAUUUCCACUAUCACGCCUUCUUUAUUCUUAUUCUUUGUUUUUUUGUUGUUGUUUUUUUAAUCACUUCUGCCGCUGCGAGUCAGGGCACCAGAGGUGAUUUCAAAAAAUGAUUUUUAAACAUUUCAGCUUCCUCCAAUGGAGGAAGGGUUUACACAAAGGACACGACAUCGGUUCAUCUUCGCUGUGGACAUGGCAGUGAGUGGAGGCCAUCGACAGGUUGUUGUUUUUUUUUUUUUUUCAUGUCUGAUCGAGUGACUGUGGUGAAGAUGUGAGAGUUUUUUGAUUGUGGGACAGACGGGGGAGCGUAUCGAUUGUUCUAAAUUCGGGAGGCGGGGUAGGGGGUGGGUUUGAAAUGAACUGACAUGUCCAGGCUUCCACACUGAGCUGAUCCAAAUGUAGAAAAUAAAAGUGAAAACGUUUACAGAAUACUUCGAGGUGCCUGGUGAUUUCUGCCUCCACAGACGCACCACAAACAGUUACAUGCUUAAUUACAUAACCCAACCAAUACUGAACUUUUAAAAUGAUGUUUAUGACCGAGAGCUUAAAAACAUUUAGCACUUAAUUAAAAAGUAAGUGUGCAGACGCUCUUUUAUGUCAUAAUUACAUAUACAAAGAUGGAGGUACGUUGUCUGUGUCUUGAAAUUUUAUUCUACGGUUGGUCUCCCCCGCCAAAACACAUUUUUACGUACUUAAAUAUAGAUUUCUUUUUUUUACUUUAUAAAAAAGUGACAUUUUUCAAUUGUUUUGAAUUGUCUUUUGCAGUUUAUUCCUAUGAUGCUUUUCCUGAUCAGUGGAAUAUUCCAUUGCUCGCCCAUGUGCACCGUACAAAUAACUCACUUAUGCAGCUCAGGCACUUAUCUCCUUUCUGUGGGAAAAGGCAGGUAAUAACUUGUGGGAUCUUAAGUGCCAGCUGGUUUUUAAAUUCCCCACAUUCCCCAAGCAAAAAUGACACAGGAGUUCAAACUUUGAACACAAUGCACAGUACUGUAUUUUGCUCAAACUGGUGUCCACAACUAUGAGUUCGCUGUACUUCUUACUGUUAAACUGAGGAAAUCUUGGGUCCUGGUAGUCAUGUGCUCUGGCAAAGUUAAUGAUCCACAGUUCCUGGAUCCAAAUCUGCUCCAGUGUCCGUGAGAGUCGUGGAUGUGGAAACAGCUAGGUCCACCUCACAGAGGCCCAGUGUCCUUAUUCUGAUGGGUAAUAACUAAUUCACUGACACAAGGGGGCCCCACACAAUAUUACAGAUAGCGGAGAGUGGUUUUAGUGCAGCUGCCCAGUAUAGAUUAGCUCAAAAGCUCUAGAACAGGGAUGUCAAACUCAUUUGACAUUGCGGGGCCACAUGCAGCCACUUGACCAGUAAAAGUCCUGUUUGUAUCAACGUAAAGAAGCUUAGCUACAAACUUAAUCCCUGAGAUAUUUUAGUAUUAGAAAGAAAAGCGUAAUGGCAACAGUACGUCUCAGUUUUUCUGCAUAACAAAGAAAUGCUGCUGUAAACAAAAGAAAUCUCACUACGACUCUUUUGGGCUUAAAUAAAUAAAUGUGUUUUUAUUAAAUGACAGAAAAUCUCCUAUUUUUUAAAUUACUACAGAUCCUAUCCUACUAUGGAUGUAAACAUUGAACAUUUUUAGUAAUCUAAUAACAAAAGUUUUUGAAAUAAACACUUUUUUUUAUAAUAUCUGAAAUAUUUGCUGAUACUAGUUAUUGCUAUCAUAGUUUUUAUUACAUAUUGAUUAUGUUAUAUAAGAAAUCCUGAAUUAAAACAGUCUGUUGCCAAACCCCUUGAAGAACUGAGUGGUUAAAAGAUGGAAGCGUAUUUGCGGACUCCACUGUUCACUGGGUCUGAGCUGAGAUCGGCGCUGCUGGAGACACUGGUGGGUGUUGAACAGAUAAAUUUCUGCUCUGCUAGAAGUGCUGCAGGAGCGGUGAGUCUGGACGGAAACAUCAAGAUAAACCCUGUGGGGAAGAGGCUGUCCUCGGUCCUGGUCAUAAACACCGCAGGGUGGUGUGAAUGUAGCCGAGUCGGGCUGCAGAGUGUUUUGUGGAGAGUGGAUUAUUUAAAUUCCUCCACUUGAUCUGCUGAAUUAUUCAUUUGUCAGGAUUAGGCCCGCUGAGAGCCACCAGGAAGACAUAUUAGACAACAGCGCUUUGCAUACUCAUCUUUGAUAAACGCGGCGAUGUCUCGGAAUUUGUUUCCUGAAAGCAUCUCUAUGGUAAAUAAAGCACCGGGGUGAAUUCAUAAUAGCGCAGCUUCUCUGUCUUCAGGAAGAAGAAAAAACAAUCAGCAUCUCAAAGUUGUGUGGUUUUGACAAAAGUGAGAUUAUGAACCUCUCAGCUGGUCAGAGAAGCAGAAGGCUCAGGAGUAAAUCUCUCUCUGCUCGCGUCAGGUCCAACCUGAAAGGACACACCUGUGCUGUGGUUCUGAAGUGAUUGCGCCGUUCAGCAGAUUUCGUGCUCGCAGAGACUUUGCUCCAGUUUAUGUGCAGCAUUGUGAGUUCAUGGGAGCUAUGGGGGGAGUCUUUGAUCUGAAGAAGUGAAGCUGAAUUGAAGCCCAGAGGGAAACCGAGAGAAAAAACAGAAUAUUGAAGUGCGCUUUGAGCAGCAGAGUGAAUUUCUUAACUUAGAAGUCUGCUCAUCAAAUGUGUUUGUUUCAGGCUUUUGUUGAUUUUUAUCUGUGAAAUCAUUUUUUUCUGUUUUGUUUUUUAACCAACACGCUACAUUUUUGGAUUUUAAUUCCCAUAAUUAUGCAGAGGGAGAUGUUGCAGAUGUUAUUGAAGUGCCGACUUUCAGCUUUAAUUCAAGGGGUUUAACAAAAGAAAAAUUGCAUGAACUGUUUGGGAAUUACAGCUCUGUUUAUGCACAGUCCCUCAUUUUUAUAAGAAAUUGUGAAAAUUACCAUAAUUAUAAGAACUGUUUUUAGUCUUGGUCUCACAGACAUCACCAGGUGCUGUGCUACAUCUCUGCCAGGCCUUUACUACAGUUUCUGCUUGUUUGUGGGUCUCUCUGUCAUCAUUUGUGUAUUUAAUAAAUGAAAAGCAUGCCCUACUGGGUUUGGAUAAGG
Molecule: messenger RNA, 6971 nt
Organism: Oreochromis aureus
Lineage: Eukaryota; Metazoa; Chordata; Actinopteri; Cichliformes; Cichlidae
Gene: galnt1
Product: UDP-N-acetyl-alpha-D-galactosamine:polypeptide N-acetylgalactosaminyltransferase 1
Exons: 14
Coding region: 561-2234 (557 amino acids)
Cellular component (GO): Golgi apparatus
Source: RefSeq, a predicted model, not a curated record